Colletotrichum orchidophilum is the source of this 354-nucleotide messenger RNA. RefSeq lists its product as uncharacterized. The coding region runs from base 1 to 354 and encodes 117 amino acids. The record is from RefSeq and is a predicted model, not a curated record. The transcript has 2 exons. NCBI's taxonomy places the organism in Eukaryota, Fungi, Ascomycota, Sordariomycetes, Glomerellales, Glomerellaceae.
AUGCCUUCGAGCUCGCGCCCUUCCAAGAUACACUACAGCUCCUCGUCCUCCUCCGACUCCGAUCUCUCCUCAGCGUCCUCAUCCUACAGACACAGCAUGGACUCCGUCUCCAGGCCCAUCGCCUCAGUAGAGGUCCUCCGCUGCCUGCGCUGCGCGAGGGCCGUCGAGGCCACCUCCACCGACGACUCCAGCUCGACGGGAAUGGGCACAUUAGCAUGCUCCAUGUCACCUCCGGCAAAGGCCAACCCCAACGACAUGGGUGAGGCAUCACAUGCGAAGGAUGAACCUAAACCAAAAGGCACCUCCACGCCAGGCAUCACUGCACGAGCACAGCUCGGCUCGGCUCUGACCUGA